CGGCGUGGCGUGGGGUUGCGUUGCGUUGCUAGCCCGCCACCCUUACCCCAAAAAAAUAAAAAAGCUAGCCUGCCACUACUCUCCGUCUCGUGAAAGAAAAUUACAUUUUUGCGAGUCAAUUUCUAUUACAGUAUUACCCCUGAUCGCGCCGGGGGCUCCAGUCGGAUUCACUCUCCAGCAAAAUUCCGGUGAGUUUCAAGUGGCUCGAGACCAAAAUAGGAUUUUAGUUAUAGCAAUCGAUCGUGGGGGCCCCUUCACCGGACACAGAAGCUCAUCUUCAUUGGUCAUCAAUUUAUAUAUUUUCAACUUGUUGGGGCAUUAAACCUGCUUCUUGUCAAUUGAAGAAGACAUGACCUAAGCAUAUUUGCCAGGAGUUGCUAGUUUUCAUAUAUAUUCCAGUAAAGCAGAAUCAAUCGUGGCAAGGAUAGAGAAACAAAGAGAUGAGUGCAGGUGGUGCAUUUGGUGGGAACAGGGGAUUGAGACCCAUACCUCCAGAAAAAGGCAUCUUCCCUUUGGAUCACAUGCAUGAAUGUGACUUGGAAAAGAAAGAAUACAUUGCUUGUCUCAAAUCCUCUGGCUAUCAAUCUGAAACAUGUAGACGCUUUUCAAAGAAGUACCUAGAAUGUCGUAUGGAAAGGAACUUAAUGGCAAAGCAAGAUAUGUCUGAGCUUGGAUUUGGUAGGGAGGGCGAAGAGGAAGCUUCUGAACGGAAGAAUGUAAAUACUGGUGCUAAAGGCAAUGCCUUGAGUGGUGUUCAAGAUAAGACUGCAACUACUUGAGGCUGAAGUAAAUUGUCCAUGGGACCUAAGUUUUGGAAUUCACCUUUGACUGAAAAGAAAAAAUAUUGAUAACGAUCACAAAAUGCUUAUAUGCAAAGAACUAGAAUUGAAAUGGCAUAGGUUCUUUUAUUUGCAGAUUAAUUGAGGAAAAUUAAUGAAAGCUCUAUUUUAUUGGGUGCUA
Macadamia integrifolia is the source of this 960-nucleotide messenger RNA. RefSeq names its product cytochrome c oxidase assembly protein COX19-like. Bases 441 to 779 code for a protein of 112 amino acids. The record is from RefSeq and is a predicted model, not a curated record. Lineage: Eukaryota; Viridiplantae; Streptophyta; Magnoliopsida; Proteales; Proteaceae. The transcript is spliced from 5 exons.